AUGGUUGACCUGGGCGGCUCGCUCGCCGUGGCAUCAAAGGGGUUGUAUUCGACGGGGGUGAGUACGGAUAUUAAUGUCACGUAUUUGGCGUCUGGUGGGCCGGUGGGGAAUAGGGUGAGGGCGGAAGUGACGUGUGAUAAAUUUGGCAAGACGUUGGCGUUCACGAAUAUCAAGUUCUGGAAUGAGAAGGAAGAAGUGUUUGCGAGGGGGAGUCAUACAAAGUAUGUGAAACUUGCGUGGGAGGAUAAGAACAAUAUUGUGGACCAGCUGUCGCCGGAGUUUAUAAAGAAGUAG
Messenger RNA from Morchella sextelata, 294 nucleotides. RefSeq lists its product as uncharacterized. The coding region runs from base 1 to 294 and encodes 97 amino acids. The transcript has 4 exons. The record is from RefSeq and is a predicted model, not a curated record. NCBI's taxonomy places the organism in Eukaryota, Fungi, Ascomycota, Pezizomycetes, Pezizales, Morchellaceae. Gene Ontology annotation, molecular function: fatty acyl-CoA hydrolase activity.